Molecule: messenger RNA, 330 nt
Organism: Microthlaspi erraticum
Lineage: Eukaryota; Viridiplantae; Streptophyta; Magnoliopsida; Brassicales; Brassicaceae
Source: the annotation of a GenBank genome assembly
AUGGAUCUUUAUGGAAGCAUAAUAACAUUUCUAUCUUCAGUUGCUGUUUCGGGAUCGAUCUUCGUUGCUCUCAGUCCUAUCUUGAGGCAGAGACGUCGAGCCAUCGAGAAGCUGAGACUAGUGAACGAGGCUUUGGUUACUGCGGAAGAGAAUGUGGCGAGGCUUCAAGAACGUCAUGAUGUGAUUCUCAAAGAGAUAUGUUCUUAUUACCUCGUUAACGCUGAGCUCCAAGAAUCUUUGGUUUCAGCUCGAGCAGCUAUUGAUGAUGCUUCAGGUUUUGUUAUGGAGCUUAGGAGAUUACAGUUUAAUAUUUUAAACUCUCUUUCUUAA